Athalia rosae (coleseed sawfly) is the source of this 2797-nucleotide messenger RNA. RefSeq lists its product as uncharacterized. Lineage: Eukaryota; Metazoa; Arthropoda; Insecta; Hymenoptera; Athaliidae. The coding region runs from base 203 to 2437 and encodes 744 amino acids. The transcript has 6 exons. The record is from RefSeq and is a predicted model, not a curated record.
CCCGUAAUGAUAAUAUGUCAUAAGCCACAUUGGGUGCUCCAUCAUCUUUUUUAUCAUAUUGUUCAUGUUAAAGAAGCUCGAGGAGUUUCAAAAUUUUGGUUUCAAACAAUUCCUUAGCUGAUGAUUGUGAAGAUAGAUGCAGAUUUUACUGAUGUAAUAUGAAAAUCAAUAAGCUAACUACUGAUGAUUGAUUCGUAAGUUAAUGGCCGAUGACAGUUCCAAAAUAGACGAAAAUGUGGAUGAUUUUUCUCAAUCGCAAGAGUCAUACGCAGUAAGCAGCUUUGAAAGUAUCCGUGACGCAAAUCGACACUCCAGAUUGCUGAUAAAAUGGUGUCGCAGUCACAAAGAGAAUAGUCAAGCAUCAAUAGCUGCGUUUUCAAGUACUUGCUCGGACUUUGCUAAUUGCGCAAGUAUCAAAGCACAUCAACGUCUGCCUGAUUCUCGUCCAACGUCACACAUAGGGAAAAAAAAGUUUGGCCCACCCCAUUCUAGGACUAAAGAGUCGCUCGAUGAACUGUCAAUUUUCAUCAGAGAGCCGGAGCAUGUAAAGAAACACAUCGAAGAAUUAUCAAAGGAAAAAAAACCAGCAUCAGUUGCAGCCAUUACCGUCAAUAGUGGUAGAUUAAUGAAAAAUAAUGCAAGCCAGACCAGCUUUGAUUUCAAGCACUUUAAGGACCCAGAAGAUGUAGUAGCGGAGUACAUAAACCUGCACAUCUACAACAGGACACGACUAGAAAAAGUAGAUGCAAAAAAGAUAUCAGCUUCGGUGAUCGAAUUACACAACGCCCGGAAACAAGGUUGUAAAGACUUGACAGUGGCCGAGUCAGAAAGAUCGCUCAAUAAUACCCAUACCGGGAAAUGUUUUUUGCACAGCGAUAAGUUGAAUACAAAUCUUGCAAAAUUAGAGAAAUAUUUACCAUCAUUGAAGUAUACAAAAAGGCAAGUGGCCACAAACAAUUUAAUUUUUGAUCCUGGACUUUUGGAUGAAUUGAGUGUUAAAAAGUCUGCCAUAUAUCGAACUCCGACAUUGGAAAACCGAAGGACCAUGCAGACUACUCUCAACGUUGUGCCAGCUCUGACAAAUACGCGUAAUAUCAAAACCAAACUAAAGCAGGCACCUCCACUUUUGCAAAAUGUAAGUACAACUGAGCUGAAAUUUAUCAUCCCACAGGACUCGGAGGCGCAUAGUCAUCUUGAAAAACAUACCGUACUACCCAAUAUUUGUCAGGAGAAGAAAAAAAAAACGAAAAAGAAGCAAUUGCAGCGGAGCACCGUUGGUUUCUCUACCUUUGAUAAGAACAAACGAGCCAUGGAAGUUAAAUCACAUUGGCAACUCCUUAAACUAAAAACGAACUUGAAAUUAGGAAAGGAUUGCGAGAGCAGCCCACACACCCAAAGGUUGCACCAUACCUCAGAAAAAUUAUCUGGAGUGAUGGAAGAUACGCAGAAAACAUACCAACGCACAAAUACUGCUAGGAAAUUAAAAAAAACUGUUAAUAAAAAUCUCAGUAAUAGAAAUGGCAUAGUACCAGACACAUUAUUUGCAAAACAUUCAUUCAAAUUGGGAGAUACAACUAUGCGUUUCAAAAUGGAGAUGUUCAGACAAGAAGAAAUGAAGAGCACAGAUGUGAAAAAUAUGAAGUGGAACCUAAACCUCGAUGAAAUGGAAAGUUUGCACAAACCAGAGGUGAUAGAUAAAUAUGAAAAGCAGAAAAAUAAAACUUUAUCACUAGACCAUACGCAACCAAAUGUUAAACCACCGGAAUUCGAAAUUAAGAAUUAUUUAGAUAAGUAUUUGCUGAGGAUGAAUAAACCGUUGAGUGAUAACGACGAGGAAACAACAACACCACAUCUGAGUCCACCGAUUGUAGCUAAUAUGUUAGAAAAACUAAAUAUCCAUGACGUUGGAUUUUACAUAAAUACAGAAAAACGAGAAGUAGCAAAUGCAGAAGACUGCUCAGAUUCCCAUCGACUUCUGACACCUAGAAAUACAAGAUUAUCCCGAACAUGUGAUGCAGCGAUUGGAACACAUACUGACAAUCGGUCAUCGGAAAAGAUAAUGCUUAUGAAACGUAGUCAAAAUACAAUACACAACGAAAAUUUUCAUAGGAGUGGCAUGCCGUCUGAUAAUACGAAACUACCGGGAAGUCGGUCACUGAUUAGCGAAGAGUGUAACAAAUUAUCCUUGAUUGAACAGAACAGUGGUGGGCAUCAAAUUGAUGAAAAAGCGAUUGGGAACGAGAAUGCAUUUUUGAAAAUGGCAUUAACUGGCCUGGAAAGCCGGUUACCGCAGCACUUGUGUACCCAAAUAUUGAAAUCAGAUUUUUUACGCGCAGAAUUGUCCGCCAAACCUAGAAAUGAUUAUCAUAGUUCGUUAAAUUUUAAUACUAAUUUAAAUUCUGGUGGCAAAUUGAUACCUCAUCUCAAGAACUUUUGACCUAAUUCAUGCGAUAAUAUGCUGCAGAAAAAAGUUAUAUACGUAAUUGAAGCUGCGCUUGUUGGCAAUACGAAAAGUGUCGAUAAAUUUUCAGCAACUGUUAAAGAAUUGGAAUAGAUACGAAACUGGACCAAAUAAUCUAUGAAAAGUGGGCCAAAAAGAAGGGGAAAAGAAAUAAUUAUGCUUGAAGAACAAAUCGUUUGUACAAAAGUUUUUAGAAGUGUAGAAUGAAUAAACUGCAAUUACUACUUCUUGGUUUAGUCGAUCGAAUACCGAGUUUUUGGACUCAGUCAACUUGUCUAAUAAAAAAUAAGGUUGAUAUCGACAAAGACAAUUCAAAAUAAAUUUAUGAAAAAAUGA